UCUUCCGGCUUCAGAGGGCCCCCCUCCGGUCUCCCCCACUGACUCUCCGCGGUCCACGCGUCCGCCGCGUUCUUUCUAUCCGCGCUUGGGAGCUUUCCGCGGCGCUUCCCCCGCGCCUGCGUGAGCCUGUCCCACCUCACGUGCGGGCUCGCGCUCCGGUUUCAGCCCGGCCUGCGGCCCGUGGCGCCACCGGGCCCUUUUCUUCCCGCUCCGCCUGUAGCGCGCGGCGCCCUCACCAUGCUCUUCUACUCCUUUUUCAAGUCCCUUGUGGGCAAGGAUGUGGUCGUGGAACUGAAGAAUGACCUGAGCAUCUGUGGAACCCUCCAUUCUGUGGACCAGUAUCUCAACAUCAAGCUGACUGACAUCAGUGUCACGGACCCUGAGAAAUACCCUCACAUGCUGUCCGUGAAGAACUGCUUCAUCCGAGGCUCCGUGGUCCGCUACGUGCAGCUGCCGGCAGAUGAGGUGGACACACAGCUGCUGCAGGACGCCGCCAGAAAGGAAGCACUGCAGCAGAAGCAGUGACCCUGGCCCUCCACGCCUUCACCUGGGGCCCUGAGCUGCCGUCCCUUUUUCCCCUCGGGGCCCACUCGGUGCUGGAGGGUUUUUUCUUCUUUUUCUUUCUGCAAGGUAUCCGGUGUCUGAGAGGAGUAAGGGACAGCAUCCUCUGUCUUGAGAAGAAGCAGGUGGGAACCACACAGCCUUCCGCCCCAGCUGCCUCUUCGCUCCCUCCCUGAGUGGCCGGAGUGGCCCAGGCUUCCCAGAGCAGCCUGUUACUCAUUUCAGGGGUGGAAGGAAUCUGUCCCGCAUCGGGAAUAAAAUUUAUGCAAAUUUGA
Messenger RNA from Cavia porcellus (domestic guinea pig), 836 nucleotides. RefSeq names its product LSM2 homolog, U6 small nuclear RNA and mRNA degradation associated (gene Lsm2). Bases 238 to 525 code for a protein of 95 amino acids. Gene Ontology annotation, cellular component: precatalytic spliceosome; U6 snRNP; catalytic step 2 spliceosome. Lineage: Eukaryota; Metazoa; Chordata; Mammalia; Rodentia; Caviidae. The record is from RefSeq and is a predicted model, not a curated record. The transcript has 5 exons. Gene Ontology annotation, biological process: mRNA splicing, via spliceosome. Gene Ontology annotation, molecular function: RNA binding.